This is a messenger RNA of Podarcis raffonei (Aeolian wall lizard), 2499 nucleotides long. Its product is annotated as cytochrome P450 2C8-like. The coding region runs from base 750 to 2237 and encodes 495 amino acids. The record is from RefSeq and is a predicted model, not a curated record. Gene Ontology annotation, biological process: xenobiotic metabolic process. Gene Ontology annotation, cellular component: cytoplasm; intracellular membrane-bounded organelle. Gene Ontology annotation, molecular function: iron ion binding; oxidoreductase activity, acting on paired donors, with incorporation or reduction of molecular oxygen, reduced flavin or flavoprotein as one donor, and incorporation of one atom of oxygen; heme binding. The transcript has 10 exons. Lineage: Eukaryota; Metazoa; Chordata; Lepidosauria; Squamata; Lacertidae.
ACAAUAAGAUAACUCAGGAGUUUUUCCACAAAUAAAGCUUAGCCCUAAUUUUUAAUUGAUACGAAAAUGUUCUAGAGGCAGGCAUGACAAUAAGUAUUUCUCAAAUAUAUUAACUUACUUAAAAAAUAUUCUGUUUCCUUCAUCCAUAUCCUAUGUCCAAGCUGGAAAAUGCAUCGGGUAAGAAACUUGUGACUGAACGUGACUGAAAAUGAAGGAUGAACGCACCAAAUAUUGACAAUGUUUUCAAUAGCAGAUAUCGAUUGCACAUCGGUUAUUUGUACCAUGGAGUCUAAUCUAAUGCUUCUUUUCACAAGGGUGAUUGCUUCACUAUCUGUGUUGUAACACACUUCCUGUUCAUCCAGACUGGCAAGCUCAAUGUGACUUUCAGGUCGGCUUGUUCAUUGGCCAUGAAAGCUUUCCCAAUUUAUUCAGUUCUCGUAUGAUUUGCUGCACUACAUUUGACAAAGGUAGAUAAGGCAGUGGAGAGUUAUAUAUUUCCUUUCAGGGUGGGUGCGUGGCUCACUUGAUUUCAGUCAAAACUUGGUGGCAUUUCCAGAAUUUAUUUGCUGCGAAGUAGAUCAAUUACUUCUAGACGCUGGUUGAAAUUGGGAGAUGCCAGCUCAGAUCUGACUAGGAAUCUACUCACAGAGGGGUCUGGCCUAUCAUCCUUACCAGCAUUAGGAUGCCCAUGGAUGGAUAAAAGGUAGUUUCCUGGAUAUAUUUGACCAAAAGAAGAGCCUCAGAGGAAGAUGGAAGUGGCUGUAACAGGAGCUCUGCUCCUUCUCUGGGUUCUCUUCAUCUUCAUUUUCUAUUCCUUAAAAAUGUACAAGAAGAAAAGUCAGCUACCUCCAGGCCCCACUCCCUGGUUCUUCCUGGUGAACCUGCUGCAGAAAGAUGUCAUGCCUCUGAGCAAAAACUAUUCAAAGCUGGUUGAGAAAUAUGGCCCUGUGUUCACUGUCUGGAUGGGACCCAAACCUAUGGUCGUGCUUUGUGGAUUUGAUGUGGUAAAAGAUGCUCUGAUGGAUCAUGCUGAAGAGUUUGGUGGGCGUAUUAGCAGCCCCAUCAGUGAACGAAUGACCAAAGGCCAUGGGAUAGACAACUCUAGCGACAUGCAAUGGAGAGAGCUGCGCAGAUUCACAGUUAUGACACUGAGAGACUUUGGAAUGGGGAAGAGAUCAAUGUCUGAGAGGGUACAGGAGGAAGCUGUUUGCCUGGUGGAGGCACUGGCAGCCACAAAAGGACAGGGCUUUGAUCCGACAACUAGAAUCACAUCCGCUGUUUCCAAUGUGAUCUCAUCAGUCAUCUUUGGGACUCGCUUUGACUACGCAGACAAGACCUUCCUAAAGCACCAACGCAUUAUAGAGAACCAAGUUGUCUUCUUUCAAUCUUUCUUGGGACUGCUGUACUCUGCUGUCCCUAAAAUAUUAGACUGCUUUCCUGGAAGGCACCAAAAUGCUUUUUCUGAUACUGAUGAGUUGUGUGCUUUCAUCCGUGAGAAUGUGAAAGUACACAGGCAGACGCUGGAUCCUCAGAACAUCCGUGACUAUAUUGACUGCUUUCUUAUCAAGUCUGAGAAGGAACAAAAGUCUGCGAGUGACACCUUCAGAACUGAAAACCUUGUCAUGACAGUGUUUGGCCUUUUUUUGGCUGGGACAGGAACCACAAGCGUUUUCUUGAUCUCUGGCCUCAUGGUGAUGGCUAAGUUGCCACAUAUUCAAGCAAAAGUCCAACAGGAAAUUGAUGAGGUGACGAGUGCCACCCGUGCCCCUAGCAUGGAAGAUCGUGUGAGGAUGCCUUUCACCAAUGCAGUUAUCCAUGAGAUUCUACGAUACCCACAAAUAAGUAAUGAGACCAUUCCCCGUACAACGUCUUGUGAUACAAAAUUCAGGGGGUUCACCAUCCCUAAGGGCACUGCUGUUGCUCCAAUGUUAACAACUGUGCACCGUGACCCUCUCCAGUGGGAGACUCCCAAACAGUUCAACCCAGGACAUUUUUUGGAUGAGAAAGGCCAGUUCAAGAAGAAAAAUGCCUUAAUAGCCUUUUCAGCAGGGAAGCGGGCAUGCAUUGGGGAAGCCUUGGCGCGGAUGGAGCUCUUCCUGUUCUUCAGUACUCUACUCCAGAACUUCACCUUCCAGCUGGUUGGAGCCGCAAAAGAUAUCGAUUUAGCCUCUUUGUUUAUGGAGUUCAAUGCUAAAAAUGUCUGUCCUCUGAUGAAAGCCAUCAGACGUUCAGUGUGAUCUUGUGACAAAAGAUAAGCAGAAAGAAUGUGGUCAGUGGCUCCCAGAAUAUUUGUAGUAGGUAUAAUAGGAGUACUGCGAGGUGCCUUCCUUCACUCAUUCAACACCUCUCAGUUUCACAUAAGGGUAAUAGCCCUAGAUAUCAGGUAUUAAAAGUUUUCUUAGCAUGGCAAACGAGAAGAGCCUUAGACCUUUCAAUCCCUAAUGUCCAGUCAACUGUUCAUGGGCUCAUUGGCACUUAAUAAAAUGUGGCAAAGGAUCA